Messenger RNA from Priapulus caudatus, 3796 nucleotides. RefSeq names its product endoplasmic reticulum mannosyl-oligosaccharide 1,2-alpha-mannosidase-like. Gene Ontology annotation, molecular function: mannosyl-oligosaccharide 1,2-alpha-mannosidase activity; calcium ion binding. NCBI's taxonomy places the organism in Eukaryota, Metazoa, Priapulida, Priapulimorpha, Priapulimorphida, Priapulidae. The record is from RefSeq and is a predicted model, not a curated record. Gene Ontology annotation, cellular component: membrane; endoplasmic reticulum. Gene Ontology annotation, biological process: carbohydrate metabolic process; N-glycan processing. The transcript has 12 exons. The coding region runs from base 105 to 2066 and encodes 653 amino acids.
UAUCGUUGUCGAAUGCCGAUGUGUUGCUGCAGUUGUAGAACUUUUCAAAUAAUUUAAUAAGUUGUGUUUUCUUUCAUGUUUUGAGUAAUCUGCGUAUAUCAGCCAUGAUGUCAAAAGAUAAUCGAGACUUUAUAACGUUGUCUAUUACUGGCGAGGAUGCUGACAAAUAUAAGACGAAGCAGUCCAUCUGGCGGGUGUGGAAUCGGUUAUCAAGGUUGCAAAAAAAUGUAUUAUCUGUAUUUCUAGUAGUUGUGCUGGUUACAGUUGCUGUCAUCAUACUUCACACAGAUCGGGGGUCAUUGGACAUCCGUGAGAAAGAUAUAAGUGACGAUGAUCGCUACGUUCAGCUACAUAGGAGGAACAAAGUUGAGGCAAUCAAUGAUUUUGUGAAUGAACGAAAAAAGCAACAGGAAUCUUUGAAUAUGGAACAUAAGGAUAGUGUGCUGGAGAAGCCACCAGAGAAAUCACAUGCCGACAGUCUCAUCCAAGAAUCGGUAGCAGUCGAAAAAGUAGUGCAGCACCCAGAGCCACCGAUAGGUUCUAAUGGUGAUAAUGGUGUAAAUGGUGUACAGGGAAACGUGGCUGAUGUAAAUAAUGAGGGUCCUGGGAAAAAUAAUAAUCACAUAUCGGCAGUAAGACCAAAAGAUAUCGAAGAUAUCCUUCAUCACGAUGAUGGAAUACCAAUGGAAUUCAUGGGUGCGCAGAACGAACGACAGAAAGCUGUCACAGCGGCCUUCCAGCACGCGUGGACGGCAUAUAAGAAGUAUGCAUGGGGAUAUGACCAGCUGAAACCAGUUACAAGAAGCCACCAUGAGUGGUUUGGUCUGGGCCUCACCAUCAUUGAUGCCCUGGAUACAAUGUACAUUAUGGAUCUGAAAGAAGAGUUCAAGGAGGGUCGUGACUGGGUGGAGCAGAAGCUGAAUCUGUCACAGAACAAGGAUGUCAACCUGUUUGAGGUGACGAUACGCGUGCUCGGUGGACUGCUCAGCACCUACCACCUCUCGCAAGACCGAAUGUUCCUCGAUAGAGCCAAAGAGCUGGGAGACAAGCUGAUGCCGGCGUUCACGAGCGAGUCGGGAGUGCCGUUCUCGGACGUUAACCUCUACUACCGGCAGGGAAAGCCGCCUAAGUGGGGUCCCGACAGCACUGUGUCAGAAGUCGCCACCAUUCAGCUCGAGUUCCGUGACCUCAGUCGUGCUACUGGUGACCCCAAAUACGAGGAAGCUGCCUGGGCGGUGUCGCAGAAGCUGCACAAUACGCCCAAGUUCCUCGGCCUCGUGCCGAUGUUCAUCAACGCGCAGACGGGUCAGUUCCGCAGUGCGACGACCUUGACCUUGGGAGCCCGAGCGGACAGCUACUACGAGUACCUGCUGAAACAGUGGCUGCAGACGGGAAGGAAGAUCGACUGGCUGAAGGAUGACUUUAUGGAGGCAGUAGAAGGAAUCAAGAAGCACAUGUGGAAGAAAUCCGCAUCUAACAACCUCAGCUUCAUCGGAGAGCUGCUGCGAGGAACCAGCUUCAGCCCGAAAAUGGAUCAUCUUGUCUGCUACUUUGCCGGCGCGCUCGGCCUCGGUUGGCAGUACGGCCUCGGCAUUGACGAUGAGCUGCUGGACAUGGCGCAGGAGCUAAUGCACACCUGCUACCAGAUGUACGCGCAGAUGCCAACGUUCCUCUCACCCGAGAUCGCGCACUUCAACAUGCUGCCCGGCUCCAAGGACGACAUCUUCGUUAAGACUGCCGACGCUCACAACCUGCUGAGGCCGGAGACGAUCGAGUCGCUCUACAUUCUCUACCAGCUCACCGGUGCGCGCAAGUACCAGGACAUGGGCUGGCGCAUCUUCACGGCGUUCGAGAAGCACGCGCGGCUCGACGGUCAGGGCUACACGUCGCUCAGCAACGUGAAGAACGCCGACCAGCCCGGCUGGCGCGACUCGAUGGAGUCGUUCUUCCUCGGCGAGACGCUCAAGUACUUCUACCUGCUCUUCGACGACAACCCGCGCCUCGUCGACCUGCGCACGUGGGUGUUCAACACCGAGGCGCACCCGCUGCCGCUCGUCGGCUCCUGAUAGCGUGCGCGCACGCGGGAGGUGGAGGGUCGCUGGAUCACGGCAGGGUCCCAAAGUCGCGAGAGGGUUGCGGGGUUACAGGAUGGUCGAAGGGUCGCAGGGUCAGGACAGGGUCACGACAGGGUCGCGGAAUGAUGUGAUGGUUGUGGGAAGGUCAGCAAGGAUGGUGAGUCACAGAGGGCCAGGCAAGGUCACGGAGGCGCGUAGGAGGUCACAGAGGGCUGUGAGAGGUCACAGUGGGCAGUGAGAGGUUACAUAGCAUAAAGGAAGGUCGCACGGAUUUUACGCUUGAGAUUUUCACGGUGUCUCUUGAGUCAGAUGCUGGCUGCACAUGAAGAUGGGGUUGAGGGUGGUGUACCUUCAGUAAGUGCAUUUACUUUGAGUUGUUUUUCAUGUGCAUUGCAUCUGGAGUUAUUUAUCUGAAGCAUCAAUUUUCGGUCAUGUAUUUUGCCCCUGAAAAUGGUUUCUUUCGUCACGUCUCCACAUGUUCAAUCAUGCAGUUGUUUGGCUCUCAUCAAGGUCUUCUGGUUACUAUGAUCAUAUUGGCUCAGUGAUUAAUAAGGGGUGCACGGCCCGGUCUGAUUUGCUACCCCUUGUACAUUGUUUUCCAAUAUGCCAUUGGUUAUGAAAUGCCUUCCUUGCAGGAAUGAUGAUUUUCCAGAACAUAUGCUCAAUCGUUGUGAAUAUAUAGUUUUGUACCAUGUCAUUCUCUUGCAGGAAUGUAUUUCUUCUGUCAUGAGUAAUUCUUUGUACGUAUGUAGGGAGCACAUAAUUUGUAUCGAAACGCAUAUUUUAGCAAUGAUUGCGAUUAUUAUUAUCAAUAUAUUGGUGCAAAUACUCAAGGAUCUACAUUUAGGUUCGUCUGUUGUUAACACAGCCAGGAGCUGUUUGUCCGGUGUUUUGUAAGCACUUCAAAUAUGACAUUGGAGUCUCAUGAUAUUGAAUGAAUAAGAAGAAAUCUUUGAAAUUAUCGUAAUUCUCGAUUAUAAGUCAACCCCGAAAUUCAUACAAUCGUUACUUAAUAGGCAGGAAUUGCUCUAGGUGCCCAACCCCAACCAGACUCUUGCUGACCCGUUUUAUUUUUAGAUAUGCAUUGCAAAGUUUGUCUAAAUUACGUGCGAUUAGCAACUGGGUGGUAGAGAGUGCAAAAUUCUAUGUUGUAGAAACUCAUGCGGAACUAAUAUAAUUAUUUAAAGGUGAAGGUAUUUUAUCUGCGUGCAUCCAUAGCUAUAUUAAUAUAAUGUUGCGGUCAUUACUGUUGGCUUCAUACUUUACAUUUCUGACCCGUCUGCAGUAAGACCAGUCACUUAUAAACGUAUUCUCAUAUAUACGUAUGUACGUGAACGUGUACGUGACGUAUCACACGUAAUGUACGUGUGUCCAUUGUUCUUCCAUCUCCACUGACCGUAACCACUAUUUAACUGACAGUCAUCGAAGGGUAUAUACAUACAUCUGUAUAUCUAUCUCUCUUUUUCUCUCUCUAAAUAUAUAUAUAUAUAUAUAUAUAUGCAUGCAGCUCAUCAUUUUUAUAAAACCAUCUGUGAUCAUGAUUUAUCUGUAUUGUAAUAACUAUUUGUUCAGUGUAUGAUCUGUUUAUUAUAUCACGCGGGGAUAGUGUUGUAUGUAUGUAAAUAAUCACAUUUCUGUCCCUGGUUUCUAUCUUGCGUACAACGUACGCACGGUAAAACUAUGGAGGAUAGGUGUAAUAAAUAGUUGUUAUAUGAUUCACA